Molecule: messenger RNA, 3684 nt
Organism: Eleginops maclovinus (Patagonian blennie)
Lineage: Eukaryota; Metazoa; Chordata; Actinopteri; Perciformes; Eleginopidae
Gene: zfp64
Product: zinc finger protein 64 homolog (mouse)
Exons: 7
Coding region: 497-2497 (666 amino acids)
Biological process (GO): positive regulation of transcription by RNA polymerase II
Cellular component (GO): nucleus
Source: RefSeq, a predicted model, not a curated record
GUAAGGAAAUUCCUGAGCUUCACAGUGGCAAUCAGGCAGUUAAGGACCUGCCACUGAAAAUGGAGCUGUGUGUCACUCACUUUCAUGGCUUAUUCACACUAGCAACACUGCUCUGGCAUUAAAAAAAAAAGAGGCUUUCUCAUUCACUCACACCAACAACCUAGUAAAUUGCCCUUACUUGAAAAAUGGUAGCGUGUGUGUGUGUGUAUAUUUAACAGCAAUUGAAAGCUUACCUUCUCAGACGACAAAUACGAGUGUAACUCGGUUGCAGGUGCCACGGCAAGGGAUAGGGCUAUUUACUGAAAGGUGCAAACGUUGCAGUUACUCUGUAAACAAUUUAACAGGCAAACAGUGGACUUUCAUGACACCGUCGUAUGACGAAAGGUGAAAUAGCAGCUGUUCGCUUCUCCACUCGAGCCGGUACACUUUAACACAAUGAUGGACGUCGUGAAUGCAUUGAAGAUGAGUUGAUCUCCAGCAAAACAAGCUCGAAAAAAUGGCAACAUACAACACCGAAGGACAUUCAGUUGUGAUGGAGGUGAGCCCAGACAUCCAUAUCUGUGGCUUCUGCAAGCAGCAGUAUAAUAAUUUCGAUGUUUUUCUUGCCCAUAAACGAAAUGGAUGCUCCUUACCAACCUCUGACACAACUGCCACCACUACAGCAGCCCCUCUCACAGAUUCCAGUGCUGAGUUUGUUUUCGAGGAGACCUACCAGACCUGUGUUAUGAGAGGUGUCAAAAAGAUCCUGACCAAAGCACAGAAAACACCUUCCAAAAAAUUAAAACCUUCCCUGACUUCAAAGAGACACAGCUGCUGUUUCUCAGGUUGCACUUUUAAGACGCAGUAUGGCCAAAAAGACAUGGAGCGGCACCUCAAAACCCACACCGGUGAGAAGCCCUUUGAAUGUGAGCUGUGCCACAAGCGCUUCAGUCGUCGGGACAAGCUCAACAUGCACAGCCGCUCACACACAGGCGAGAAGCCGCACAAGUGUAAACACUGUCCCUACGCAGCAGCAGACAGCAGCAGUCUGAAGAAGCACCUGCGGAUCCACUACGACGAGCGGCCUUUCAAAUGCCAGAUCUGUCCGUACGCCAGCCGCAACUCCAGCCAGCUCACCGUACACCUCCGCUCACACACAGGGGAUGCACCUUUCCAGUGCCAGCAGUGCGAUGCUAAGUUCAAAAUCAACUCCGACCUGAAGAGGCACAUCCGGAUUCACUCGGGCGAGAAACCUUACAAAUGUGACUUCUGUGAGUACCGCUGCGCCAUGAAAGGCAACCUGAAAUCUCACAUUCAGAUCAAACACGGCACCGAGAACUCCUUCCGCUGCGGUUACUGUGAUUUCCAGUGUGCCAGCAAGAACGCUCUGCGGCAACACUCACGAGAGCACCAGCCCAUCCAGCCAAUCCGGUGUGCCGAGUGCUCUUACUCCUGCACCAGCAAGGGGGCGCUCAAAGUCCACGAGAGGAUCCACUCAGAGGAGCGGCCCUUUAAAUGUGACUUCUGCAGCUUUGCCACCAAGCAGCGCAGCAACCUGGUCAUCCACAAGAAGAAGUGCCAUUCAGAUAAACCUGAGAAAGGGAGCAGUGGGAAAGGUGUUAGAGGAGGAGGAGGGAAAAGUGGAGCUGAUUCUCCAAAUCCUGUGGGCUCCAGGUACCGAGCCAAACUGGAAGCGGCUCGGGCUUUCUGCUGUGACUCGUGCGACGCGUCCUUUGUGAGGGAAGACUCCCUGCGGAGCCACAAGAAGCAGCACAGAGACACUCAAGGUGUGUUGCAGCUGCAGCUCCCCACCCAAACUGAAACAAUGUCCCAGAGCAUCUCCCAGUCUGACUCUAUGGCUCCUUACCGCAGUGCACAGCUCAAAAUCAUCGUACCCCACCCUAUGAGCCAAGAGAACUCCUUAAUCCCAGCUGCUGUGGAGAGUCAGCAUAAAAUGGUGCUGCUCAGCUCGGAGAACCAGGACAUGGUGGUGAACUCCAUGAUCCAUCAGGUCAACCUGCUGGCACCUAUGCAACCUCUCAGGGGGACUGCAGAGGCCACCCUCCACCCCCAGACGGUGUUGUUGACGCAGCUCGGCCCCGACGAUGCCAACAACCCGCUCCACCAGGCGCUGCUGCACAACGCCAUCAGCGCUCAGGACUCCGGCAGCACCUCGCAGACUUUCAUCACGACCUGCUCCGAACUGGAGGGCCUGAACGCUCUGAUCCAGGAGGGCGGCACUGAAGUCACAGUGGUGACAGAGGGGAUUCCCGCCAUGGUGACCACAGCAGCUCCACCCACCUUAGUGUGUGAUCCAGCAGCUAAGGUGGAGGAGAGUGCCUUACACUGUGAGGAUGGUGCGUUGCUGGUGCCGAACCUCAGCCUGGGCGGACAGAACGUGGUGAUCCACGGCGUCCCAAUGAUAGUGUCCACUCAGUCGCAGCAGAGCACUAUAGAGCAGCUCUCUCCUCACACACUCUACUCAGACACACACACUCUGGAAGGCCUCCCACAAUGAACGGAGGGUUUUUUAUAAGACCAUGAAGACUAUAACUGCUUAUAAGCUAUUUCUUUGCCAGUAAGAACUCUUUAGGUCACGUAUCUACAGGACAGUAACAGCUUUUGUUUCCAACUAUUUUAUCAUCAAUCACUAAGUAACAAUAAUGCUGACUUCAUUAUUUUCAGGUUUUAGAUGUCUUAAUUGUCGUAGCGCAGUAGUUCACUACAAUAUGUCAUCAUGUUUAACACUGAAUCACUUCUGAGGACGAAAACGUUGAUCAGGGUUCUCACACGUCGUGAAAAGACCUUGAAAAAACGAUCCGAAACACAUGGAAAAAAUGGAAAAUAAUGUCCUGGAAUUAUUUUUAAACGUUAUCCUAUUUUCUUUUUACCUGAGAAUGGAUUAAACGCCAUCAUAGCUCCUCAUAUAAAAUGACGUUGCCUUCAGAAAGUUGUGGUUAUGCUCAUAAUUAAUGGGAUAAAUAGAGAAGGUCAGUAGGAGUAGACUGCUCUUGGUUAUGGUGUUGAAAUGUUCUCAGUCAUGUCACAUGUUAGAAAGUUGGAUGAGUGGUUUUAAACAAUUGAAUCAUGUUAAAAUGGUUAGCAAGUGGCUAAAAUUGACAUGCUAUCUAGCUUGUUUUUGUACAUAUAGAGAAGUAGUUGGUUUUCUGGCUAUUUAUUUUCAGCAUGAAAGCAAGGAUAUAUAGCAAUGUUUAAAGCCGAAUACUCGGGUCUUUUAAUCACGUUUCAACAGAGGAGCUUUUUCGUGGGAACCCUGUUAAUCAUUUGGACCAACUUUCACAUAUUUCUGUUGAUGUGUAAUCAUUGGAGGCAUCAAAAUAAUACCUUAUUUCAAAUGUUAUUAAAACAAGGUUACAUGUUAGGCAAUCUAAAGAAAAGAAUAAAGCCUGAAUCAAAUGGACACAACUUGAAAUUGAAUGAAUGUCUUUCAUGGAGUUCUCUCGUGUGUCCACUAGGUGGCAGCAGAGUGCCACAGGUGAAGUUCACUCUGAUACUGGUGGAAUAUUGCGGUGUUGUAUUGACUCUACCUAUUCUGUAUGUGUAGCCUUUUCUCUCUUUCAAUCUGAAUCUAUAAAGUACAUUUGUAUAAAAUAUUGCAAAUCAAGGUCUUACUUUUAAAAAGUCAAGUUGCUCUCCUGAUAGAUUUUUCAAUAAAGUGCCUUUUUGGCUCGUGGCUUUUUAUAA